UGUCUAUCUUCAUGCUAACAGAAAGAAGGAUUUUCAAUUUCUAAAAUUAUCUGCUCAUCUUAAACCGUGUCCUACAGAUUAACACGAAUACAAGGAGAGAGAGAGAGAGAGAGAGAGAGAUAGAGAGGAUGGCGUCGUCUUCUCAUCUUUCAGCUAUCCCACACCGUCUCUCUACAGCCUCAGCAUGUCAAUUCAAUUUAAAGACAGCUGGGUUCCAAGUGAGAUGCAGUUCUGAAAGUGAGAGCUCCAGUCCUAGAGAUACAGACCACUCAUCAAAACCUCUCAAGAAAUCUCAGGUAUCAAUUUCUCGACGAUUGUGUCUCACAUGUUUGUGUUCGACUGCUGCUUUGAUAAGAGAUUCUGGCACCUCUAAUUCUGUACCCAAAGCAUUUGCAUUGGAUGGAAAAGAGCGACCCGUUUGCCGAAAUUGUGGUGGCAGUGGUGCUGUACUUUGUGAUAUGUGUGGUGGUACAGGAAAAUGGAAAGCUCUCAAUAGAAAACGGGCUAAAGAUGUUUACGAGUUUACAGAAUGUCCAAAUUGUUAUGGUCGAGGAAAACUUGUAUGCCCUGUUUGUUUAGGGACUGGUCUACCAAACAACAAAGGGCUUCUUAGGAGGCCCGAUGCACGGCAGUUGCUUGAUAAGAUGUACAAUGGCCGGCUGUUGCCAAACUCUUAAACCAUUUUCAAGAUCACCAUCUCCCACAGAAGGGCUUUUCCAUGUUUGCAAGAGUGGCCGCCGUUUAUUUUUUGGUUUUAGCAUGUCAUACGUUGUUGUAUAUCAUGCGAGAACGGUCGAAUUAUCAAAAACAUGUACACUGUACAGAUAGCGAUUCUUCCUCUACAGCACAUUUAGUUUUGAGGGAUAUGGAUUUUUAUUUUUAUUAUUUAUAAAAUGUUGCAAUUUAGGAAAACUUUGGCUACAGCAUUUCUAUAUAAACUGGAUGAAAGGGAGACAAAGUGAGAGAAAAUACUAUUUGUGAUCAUUGAUGAA
Molecule: messenger RNA, 992 nt
Organism: Ziziphus jujuba (common jujube)
Lineage: Eukaryota; Viridiplantae; Streptophyta; Magnoliopsida; Rosales; Rhamnaceae
Product: protein PHOTOSYSTEM I ASSEMBLY 2, chloroplastic
Exons: 5
Coding region: 129-677 (182 amino acids)
Source: RefSeq, a predicted model, not a curated record